AUGGGACUCGGGCCGGCCAAGUCAACGCUGUGGUCGUGGAGCAAGGCCAUGUGGAGCGAUCCCAUGCAAUGGCCGCAUGUGUACGAGGGGUGUCAGGACCGCAUUGGCGAGGACCCUCGCGCCAUGCCUCCUCGCAAUGACCUGCACACGUGCACUCUGGUGCCCCGCAUAGGCAAGCGCAAGACGGUGACUGUGGCAACGACAGUGAAGAAGGGCGACUGCCUGUGGGGCAUCAGCCGACAGCUGACUGGCACGGGGACCAACUGGAAAGCCUGUGGGGCAUCAGCGGACAGCUGGCUGCACGGGCACCAACUGGAAAGGCGGCUUUUCGGCUGCUUCUCAAUCUGUCCCUUCUCUCACUCCCGUGAUCCACCUUCCUCCCCUCCUUCCCACAUCAUCCUUCUCCGACACCUCCUCUCCGCGCCAGACAUUGUGAACGAGAAUCGGCAUUAUUUCAAAAAGGCUAAAUUCGACACUCCCAUUGACGACGACCUUUUCAUCAUCCAGCCAGGCUGGAAGCUCAAAAUGCCAGUCACUGCCCCGCCUCCUCCUGAAGACUGA
Molecule: messenger RNA, 561 nt
Organism: Closterium sp. NIES-65
Lineage: Eukaryota; Viridiplantae; Streptophyta; Zygnematophyceae; Desmidiales; Closteriaceae
Source: the annotation of a GenBank genome assembly